Messenger RNA from Labrus mixtus (cuckoo wrasse), 4394 nucleotides. RefSeq names its product EF-hand calcium binding domain 6 (gene efcab6). The record is from RefSeq and is a predicted model, not a curated record. Gene Ontology annotation, cellular component: nucleoplasm. The transcript has 29 exons. Bases 1 to 4320 code for a protein of 1439 amino acids. Gene Ontology annotation, molecular function: calcium ion binding. NCBI's taxonomy places the organism in Eukaryota, Metazoa, Chordata, Actinopteri, Labriformes, Labridae.
AUGCCCAGACCGCUGCCUCUUCAUCCCGGCCUGGGACCACUGGGGCGCAGCUGGCGGCCUCACACGGCUCCCAGCAGCGCCACACACACCUCCAGGAGACGAUUAGAGCAGCCAUGGAGCCGAACACACACAGGUCAGCAGCUUACCUUGCAGCAGGUGGAGCCUCUGAUCCGCAGCAGAGUGGGGAACAUGAAGUCAGCCUUCAUGGCGGUGGAUCCUGCCGGGACGGGUCUGGUGAGCAAGGAGGAGUUCAGACGAGUCCUGGAGAGUCUGCUGCCUGUUUUCAAGAAGCAGCUCCACGCUGAGCUCAACCAGGUGUGUGCGGGCGGCGCCGAGACCGUCGACUACCUGCAGUUUCUGAGAAGUUUCGGUCGAGCUCCGGCGGCCUGCAGAGCCUCGAGCAGCCGCAGCAGUCACUUUGCGGAGCAGGCCCGGGUUUUCACAGAUCAAGGCCGUCGUGUCAAUAAGCGUGUUCACAGAGAUGAAAGCUGCAGCGAGGCCGAGCCUCACGAGGCGGUCGGGGUUCAGGAGUUCACCAGCGGCGCUGAGAUCGGAGGCAACCUGGAGAACAUGAUCAGAGUGUUUCGCCUGUUUGACUUCAACCGAGGAGGACGCAUCCAGCAGCACGAGUUCCGCCGCAUCCUGGACAACUACUGCGUCCGCCUGACGGACAAAGAGUUUCAGAGGUUGUGGAGUCACUACAGUCCCAGCAACAGCUCCACCGUUUCUUAUGAAGUGUUCCUGGAGACGCUGGGCUUCGGUGACAGCCAUAAGAUUUCUCCCAUCUGCACUAAGCUAGAGGUGUGCAGCCGUGGGAAAUCUCCCCCCGAUCACGUUAAACACAAGAAGCAGACGCCAGGAGAUCCGUCGGUCCUGCCGCACAGGAAGCUGCAGACUCUGUUCCACGACAAGAUGUGUGUGAACUCCACCUCAGUGUGGCAGGCGCUGCAGGCCUUCGACACCACCCGCUCCGGCCUGGUUACACAGGAAGUCCUCAGGGCCGUUCUCAGCAGCUUCAUAUUUCCCAUGAACCUUCACUCCUUCAAGAAGCUGACCAGCCGGGUCUCACAGCAGGCUGCCCACGAUGAAGACGAGUUGCCUUUCCAGGAUUUUUACCCCAAACUCAAAGAGGUCUUCCUUCUCAUGAACCAGCUCAAAUCUAAAUCAAAUUCAUUAUUUUCUGUGCAGAAGGAGGCCGCUCGGGUCACUCGAGCAGACCUGAGGCAUUUGCUGGAGAGACCAGUCGAGAGCCAGGCUCAGAUCUUCAAAACUCGCCUCAGACGUUCACAGAUCACAGAGCUGCUCAACGUGCUCGACCCUGAACACACCGGGAUCAUCCAGCUCGCCGACCUGGAGAGACUCGAGCCGACCGACGCCGCACCUGCUCCAACAGACAACACAGCUACACCGCCCGCCAAUCCCAACACUGCAGAGACCAAGGAAGUCCCAAAGGAGACUAAAGAAACUGAUGUGGAGCAGAAAUCCUCGGCUGAGAAACCAGAGACCACACGGAGCGAUGAUGAAGUGUGUGUGGCGUCUGCUUCACAGAGAACAGAUCUGCUGCAGGAGAAGCUGUGCGUGCAGCUCGGUGCAGUGCUCGAGGCUCUGAGGCUGUUUGACCCUCAGCGCUCUGGAAACGUCACACAGGAAGAUCUGAAGACGGCGUUAAGCUGCUCUGGCAUGAACAUCUCAGACACACAGCUCAACAAGGGUCGUGAGACACUGAGAGCUUUCAACAAUCUGCUCCACAGGCCGUGUGCUUCACUGGAUGCAGUUUUUCAGAAGAUGAGAUUAGAGCAACGGGAGGGCAGACUGACCGACAGAAUCCAGACCGUCUGCCACAGCUCAGAUGGGACGCUAUCGAAGAGAGACAUGAGGAAGAUUUUAGAGGACAUCUCCGUCAUAUUGGAGGAUAAAGAUUUCAACAAGUUCACGGACCAGCUGGGCUUCAGAGGCGGACGGAUCGAGAGCUCGUCAUUCCUGCGGAAAUACGAGGGGGCCACAGUCAGACGCGGGCGGCGGAGCGCCGAGGGUCAGGGCGUUGAGGAGGACGAGGUCGACCUCCUGCUCACUACGGCCCAGCGGUGCCUGGCUGCCAUGAAGACCAGGAUCAAGACCAUGCACGGGGAUAACCUGGCAGCGUUCCGUCUGAUGGACAGGAGGCGUAGAGGCGUGGUCGACUGCCACGACUUUAAAAAGCUGUACGACAGUCUGGGGUUUUUCUGCAGGGAGGACGAGUACGAGCGGCUGCUGGAUCUGAUCGGCCUGCAUCCCGGAGGAAACCUCAACUACAAAGAGUUUGUGGAUGUUGUGGAAAAUAACGGCAAGCGGAAACAGGAGACACGAUCAGCGAGAGUACAGCAGCAGCUCCAUGAACUCCUGUCUUCUGAAGCUCGACACAGGUGGACAGACAUGUCCAAGGUUCUGUGUCAGUCGGACUCAGACGGUCAGUGCUGGAUCCAUAAAGACAGCCUGAGGAGACUCCUCUUCACUUAUUCUCUUCCCCUCACAUCUGAGGAGUUUGACCGUCUUUGGUUGAGGUAUGACCCAGAGCAGCGGGGCCGUGUCGCCGUUUGUGACUUCCUGGAAAAGCUCGGCUUUCAUCAUAAACGGGAACUCAGGACUGGUCAGAAUCUGAACAAAGCUAAAGCCCAAAGCGACCACAAGACACCAGUGACCUCUGAUGACUCCUCUUUGAAACAUAUAGAGCUCAACGUUUCCACGGAUGGCGACUGUGAGAGGCUUUCUUACACCGACUUCCUGUCUGCGUUUGAAAACAAAUCAGAGAAGAAGUGUGAGCGUACUCCUUCCUCACCUGAUGCUCUGCGUCAGAUUGAGUGUUUGGACGACCUCAGUCCGGGCGCCGCUCUGGUUCGGAUGCGAGAUCUCGUCACAGCCUCAGCUCUUAAUCUGUUUAAGGCGUUCUCGGCCUUCGAUCGGGGCCGGACGGGGACGCUCCCAGCUCUGGAGUUCCGUCAGGUUCUGGAGAGUUUCUGCGCUCGACUGUCUGACAAACAGUUCAGACACAUCCUGACCACGCUGGAGCUGGACCGCGAGAGCUGCACGGUUAACUGGAAGGACUUCCUCAACAAGUUUCAAUCCAAGAGCCCACCAAUUUCAACAGAGAGUUGCUCCAGUAGGACAAGAACCAAGCCCCCUUUUCACGCUAAGACCCCCGACAUCACAGACCGCCUGACGCAGACCCAGGAGGUCGUCUCAGAUCAGCUGCGUGAAAUCAACCUGGACCUGGACUCUUCCCAGAGCGGCCCCGUCUCCAAAGAGCAGCUCAGACAGAUUUGUGAUCGACGCAGCCGGAGACUCACAGACGAUCAGGUGAAGCCAGAAAAUUUGUGUUUACCUGAAACAACACAAACUGGCAUCGGUUCAUGCUUGCAAAUGAGGAGAGGAAAUCCUGUGUGGAGUGAAAUGCCUCUGAAUGGGGAGAAGAAGCUGCAGCACAGGGAGUUUCAGAAGCGUUUUGGUACUCACAGCAUGACGCUCCACCCAGAAGGAAGAGGUUCAAACGUCCCCCGUGUCCCAUCGGCCUCCCCUGAGCCCAGAGGGUCGCUCUCUGCAGGGGCCGUUCUGCAGCGCACUCAGGUACAGAAGCACAAAAAGACAGAUCGCAGUCUUUGGAUGCACAGCUGUGUGGUAACAUCGGUGCAGUUUUUUCCCCAGUCUGCCCCCCAGUUCUCCUCCAGGCGUCCUGCCUCAGCGUGGAGGCCGGGGACAGGGAGCCCAGCGGGCGGCGUGGAGCGGCGGCUCCGUGCGGCGGUGCAGCGCUGCUGGAAGGAGAUCCAGAGGAGCUGCAGAGAGGAGGAUCCUCAGAACGAGGGACUCAUCAGCACCUCCUGCUUCCUGAAGAUCCUCCAGUCGCUCAGCAUCACUGUCACUCAGACGCAGUUUGAGCUCCUGGCUGUGAAGCUCGACGUCAUGACUAAAGGCUGCGUUUCAUAUCACGACUUCCUGCGUCACUUCCUCCUCAACCUGAAGCCAGCGGAGACUAUGACGGCUUUUCAGCGGCGUAAACUCCCUCUACCUACACAGACGAGCCGGGGUGUUCUGAGCAGAGCCUGCGUCGACGUCAUGCUGAGGAUCUACGACGUGGUCCGCUCCUCUUGGACCUCCAUCAGGCGCUGCUUCCUGGCGUCCGACCGCGCCCGCACAGGAAGCGUCUCCGUGCAGGACUUCAGGAAGGUGCUGCGCCACUUCAGCGUGAAUCUGUCGGAGGACGAGUUCUUCCACCUGAGCUCUUUUUUUGACGCCGACACCACAGGAAAGAUCCGCUACGGCAACUUCCUCUGGACGUUUCUGCACUGACACCGGAUCAGAUACCCGCAGCAAGAGUUCAGGAUAAACUGAAUGAGAAGAAAGAGGCAUUUGAGGCACGUCCA